CGACAUUUGAAUGCCUGCAACAACAGACCGCAUCGAAAAUUGGAUGGCACAAUGGCUACCACAAUCAAGGGUCCCGUUCACAGGUUCGGUCGCAGUAUACUGAAUGGUCGGUUGGGUCGCAACCUGAUGCCGCGUGUGGCUAGCGAUCAGAAAUACCUCUCUUCUUCAUCAUCGACGCCGUCGCAGGUUUUGAUGGAAAACAUUUUCCGUGGCCCGAAUGCGGAGAGUGGCGACGAUGCGUCUUGCAUGGUCACGAAAAUCACUCUCAAUCGCCCAAAAGCCAAUGCAAUGGGGAGAGAAAUGAUCCAGGGGUUACAGAACUGUUUGGACAUUUUGGAACAAGGCAACAGCGACGACUACGACAACAACGACAACAACGAGAACAACGAGACCCACAACGACGACACGGACGAGAGCCGACGACACUCCUCCGGUGGCUGUCGGUGCCUGGUUCUGACCUCCUUCUCGGACAGGGUCUUCUCGGCCGGUGCGGACCUGAAGGAGCGUGCUACCAUGACCCAGGACGAGGCCGCCGAGUACGUGACGCUGCUCCGGGACACGAUGGAACGCUUCGCCUGCCUUCCGAUGCCCGUGAUCGCCGCCAUCGAGGGGGUGGCGGUCGGCGGGGGCCUCGAGCUGGCCCUGGCGGCGGACAUCCGCGUCGCCUCAUCAAAGGCCGUCCUGGGAUUCCCCGAGACGUCGCUCGCGAUCAUCCCCGGUGCCGGGGGGACCCAGAGGCUCCCGCGGCUGGUCGGGGCGUCCCGCGCCAAGGAGCUGGUCUGGACCGGCAGGAGGCUCAGCGGCCGCGAGGCCGGGGAGUGCGGGCUCGUGACGGACGUGGUGCCCGAGGGGGGCAGCGCCACGGAGCGUGCGCUGGAGCUCGCCUUUGCGAUCGCCGCCCACGGGCCCGUCGCCGUCCGGGCCUCCAAGGCGGCCAUCGACGAGGGGGGCCGCUCGGCGUCCAUGGCCGAGGCACUCGACGUCGAGCGCCGGUGCUACGCCAGGGUCCUGCCGACGGAGGACCGCCUGGAGGGCCUGGCGGCCUUUCGGGAGGGACGGGCGCCGAACUACAGGGGGCGGUGAACCGACCACCGCGGACGGAUGCCGGCGGGCACGCACCGGCAGACCACCAACCACCGGCGAGGAAGGAUGGACGCCGGGGCGGAAGCAGACGCGAUCGAGGAGGAUCACCGUAGCGAAAUGCCACGCCCACUGCAUGCAGUCGGUGUUGGUAUGUGAAACCAUAGAAGCACAUUGUAGAUGCAAACACCAUUGUCGUUUACACGAAGACAGUAGUAGUAGCAGCAGCAGCAGUAGUAGUAAUUCAGACAAUGCGGAUCAUGGAUAGAAAUCGUGUGGGUGUUUUGAAUGUAUGCAAAUAUCCAGUGGCAUUUGCAGAAAUAAUCCACAAAUAGUGGUUGUCGUUCCCUCGCAACAACCACUACUAGCAAUUUGUUUUGUGGAGAUGCAUUUUCUAUUGGAAGCCUUUACUGAAAAUUAUUUUGAGUCUCGUUGGGACAGUUACAAAGGUGCCCAAUAUUUGUAAGACUCCUGGUAAGAAAGAGAGGCAGCAAAGCAACCAUUCUCUCUUUGAAUAAAAUUUCUAUCGAAAUGUCUGCAAUCAAAGCAAGAACUUCUCACAUGCAACCAAGAAAUUGAACAUCAGUACUCAUCCUCACCAGUUCUUGCCAACAAUUAUUUUCUUGUAGGGAGCAGGAAAGCACAAGUACUACUAGGAAGAAGAGAGGAUCCGUAUAACAAUGAUUUCUGAACAAUUUCUUCUUCCCAUCACCAAGCAGUUUCCAUGCAACCAAGAAUCUUGUAAAGAAACUUGCAAGGAUUGUUGUUUGUGUUUGCUUUUCUUGAAGAAAGAAAAAAGCAACAAGAAGAUCAAGAAGAAGAAGAAUAGGUAGGAGGAGUCAUGCACCAGCACCAGCACCAUCACCAACAACAAUGUUCUUGCACCAAAGGGUGAAAAUGAGUCAGUAAUGAAUAUAAUUUCCUUGUUUCUCUGAAAUUGGGGAAAGGAGCACAUCAUGGAGUCCACCAUAAGUUAGUUCCAAGAAGCGAUUUCAUUCCCAUCAACAUACUUUACUUCGAAGUAAAAUAAGUUGAUGUACGGUACGAUACAAACAUUUCGAUUGAUGCAUAUGGGAAUCUAUUGGGUCAUUCUGAUUUUAGGGUGGAUUGUAAUUGGUGUAUCCGUUCUGAAACUUGGUUCCAUGGUUCUCACGAGUGCGGUGCCGUUGGUUCUGCUCUGCUUCGAGUAUCGUACGUGUUCGUUGUCGUUUAAAAAGCAAAAGCUGAUUGGCUUUUUGAACAGGUCACCACGCGCUCGCACCGUCACGCGCGUCACAUACAGCCCCACGUAAUAAAUAAGGACGAAAAUU
Messenger RNA from Pseudo-nitzschia multistriata, 2390 nucleotides. NCBI's taxonomy places the organism in Eukaryota, Bacillariophyta, Bacillariophyceae, Bacillariales, Bacillariaceae. The record is from the annotation of a GenBank genome assembly.